Acinonyx jubatus (cheetah) is the source of this 4471-nucleotide messenger RNA. It is a transcript of the gene TANGO6, whose product is annotated as transport and golgi organization 6 homolog. The record is from RefSeq and is a predicted model, not a curated record. Bases 73 to 3351 code for a protein of 1092 amino acids. NCBI's taxonomy places the organism in Eukaryota, Metazoa, Chordata, Mammalia, Carnivora, Felidae. Gene Ontology annotation, biological process: protein secretion. The transcript has 18 exons.
AUUCAGUAUGGCGGCGACGCCAGUCCGCAGAGGCGAUUGAGCAGGUCGCUAGUGGCGCGUUCCACUCUAGUCAUGGCGGCCCGCCGACCGGUCGCGGGCAGCGGGGCUCUGGCAACGUGCGGUCUGGAGAGCAUUCUGGAGGCGCUGAAGCUUCUGCUGAGCCCGGGAGCAUCGGAUUCAGGUUCACUACAGAUCACAAAACAUGAUGUCCUGUUGGCUACUUUAAGCUCCAACCUGUCUGCUUUGGAGGACAAAUUGCUGAAGGAUCCUCACUGGAAGAAACUGAAACUCCUAAGGGAUGAAAUUGCUAAUAAGGCAGAAUGGCCACAAAACUCUGUGGACGUCACCUGGAGUUUUACCUCUCAAACUUUGUUGUUGCUGUUGUGCUUGAAGGAAACCAUGAUCCACCUUGCAGCUGACUUCAGUCCAGGUAAACCCAGCCUGAGGACUCCGGAAGCCGCUCCUGCCCUGAGCCCAGAUACACUUAGCAUCUCACAGCAGAAGACUGUCCAGUCCGUGCUGCAGUUUGUAGUCACCUUCGGUGUCUGCCCGUAUCUCGUGCCUGGUGUGGGAGUCCCUUUGAGAUGCAGGACCGCGUUUGGUGCCGUUGUUCAGGAUGUGGUGUGUCUGAGCGCUCCUCCCGAUGCGACCCGGAGACUCUACACCAGCUGCAGGAUUCUUCUGAACAUUGCGCAUCACACUUCUCUGGGGAGCUUGAUUUUCUGCCGCCAUUUUGGGGAUAUUGCAGCAGGUCUGUGUCAGCUGGGAUUCUGCCCCACCAAGAGAAAACCACUAAAACCUGAGGAAGAGGUUUUAACGGAAGAGGAAAGAACCUCUUCUAGGGAGGCCUUGAGAGACAUCUUGGAUCAAGUGUAUCAACCCUUAGCAGUCCGAGAAUUACUUAUCCUCCAGGGAGGACCACCCCAGUCCUGCACAGAUGAAAAGACACAAGUUAGGUGUCGGGCCCCAGCUUGGCUUCGGCGUCUAUGUGGGCAGCUGCUCUCCGAAAGGUUGAUGAAACCCAGUGGUGUUCAGGCAGUAGUCCGGGGCAUUCUGGAAGGAGCAGGUGCUGGGGCAGCUGGCGGGAGUGAUGCAGAGGCAAUGGCUGCUGACUGGAAGAAGUGUGACUUGAUUGCAAAGAUCCUGGCCUCUUGUCCCCAGCAGUCUCUUUCACCAGAGGAUUACUAUCGAGAUAUCUGCCCCCAGAUUCUAGAUUUAUUUCACUUUCAAGAUAAAUUGACAGCGCGACAGUUUCAGAGAGUUGCCACCACUACCUUUAUAACCAUGUCGAGAGAACGCCCACAAUUGGCUUCGAAGUAUUUGCUUGAACCGGUGCUAGCCCCCCUCCACCGAUGUUUAAACACCGCAGAGAUUCCAGAGAGUGGCAUGGCUCCAGGGACCAUUUUGGUAACAGAAGAGGAACUUAGUAGAUGUAUUGAGGAUGUAUUUAAGGUGUACGUGGUCGGGAACGAACCUUUGACAGUUUUAGUGGACUCCCUGCUUCCAGUCUUGGGUGUACUCUUUUCUCUAUACUGUUUCACCAAGCAAAGCGUGUCUCAUAUAAGGUCACUUUGCCAAGAGAUCUUAUUAUGGAUUCUGGGGAAGCUAGAGAGGAAGAAGGCAAUUGCCAGCCUGAAAGGAUUUGCAGGAUUGGACAAAUCUGUGUCCUCUCUUCCUUCUCUGUGUCAGUUUAGAGCGGCCGCUCAAGGUGGCAUCAUGAUUACCAUCAGAGAGACCGUUUGUGACGAAGAUGAGGAUGAAGCCUUGUACCAGAAGGUGUCCUCAGAGCAGUGCCGGGUUGAGCACCUUGGGGACUUGUUAUCCCACUGCCAGGAGUGUGGUUUGGCAGGUGACUUCUUCAUCUUCUGCUUGCAGGAAUUGACUCAUGUGGCCAUGGAAAAUGAGACAGAGUUGAAAACAAAACCCUUCUCCAGCAAAAGCGUCUUGGAGUUAGAGCAGCACCAAACUCUUGUGGAAGGCCAGGGCCAGAAGCUGCUGGUUCUACAGCUGUUGGCCGUUCUGUGCGAGAGGAUGUCUGAGCAGAUAUUCACAAAUAUCACUCAGGUUGUGGACUUUGUUGCAGCAACCCUGCAGCGAGCGUGUGCAAGCUUGGCCCACCAGGCAGAGAGCACCGUGGAAUCGCAGACGCUGAGCAUGUCCAUGGGGCUGGUGGCUGUCAUGCUGGGAGGAGCUGUUCAGUUGAAGUCAGGUGAUUUCGCUGUCCUGAAGCAAUUGCUGCCUUUGUUGGAGAAGGUCUCCAAUGUGUACCCUGACCCUGUCAUCCAAGAGCUCGCUGCCGAUCUCCGCAUCACCAUCUCGACCCAUGGGGCGUUUUCCACCGAUGCUGUCAGUGUGGCUGCCCAAAGUACCCUGAACAGAAAGGAUCCAGAAGGGAAAAUAGAAGAACAGCAACAAACCAGUCAUGAAAAGAACAGUAAUGGGUCUGACCUCGAACAACAGCAAAGCCGGGAGAAAUCCAGGCAAAUGGGCCUGAAAUCUCACACUCCACCCAUUGCUCAGGAGGUCAGUGUGUCCAGAACUACUACAAACCACAAGUCUGGAAGCAUCACCACAGACCAGCUCCAGGAGGUUAUUUUAUCGGCUUAUGAUCCUCAGAUUCCAACGCGGGCUGCUGCCCUGCGGACUCUUUCCUGCUGGAUAGAGCAAAGAGAAGCAAAAGCCCUUGAGAUACAAGAGAAGCUUCUCAAGAUAUUCUUGGAGAACUUGGAGCAUGAAGACACCUUUGUAUAUCUGUCUGCUAUUCAGGGGGUUGCCUUGCUCUCAGAUGUGUACCCUGAGAAAAUCUUGCUUGGCCUGUUGGCUCAGUAUGACGGUGGUAAAGACAAGCACACGCCAGAGACCAGAAUGAAAGUCGGGGAAGUCCUGAUGCGAGUUGUCAGGGCAUUAGGGGACAUGGUCUCCAAGUACAGAGAACCUUUGAUCCACACAUUCCUGAGGGGGGCAAGAGAUCCAGAUGGUGCUCACAGGGCCAGCAGCUUAUCUAACCUUGGAGAACUGUGCCAGAGGCUGGACUUUCUGCUGGGCUCUGUGGUUCAUGAGGUAACAGCUUGCCUGAUUGCUGUGGCUAAAACAGACCAUGAAGUUCAAGUGCGCAGAGCUGCCAUCCUCGUGAUCGUGCUGCUGUUUCGGGGCCUCAGCCAGAAAGCUACUGAGGUGCUGAGGGAUGUCCUUAAGGAUCUCUACCACCUGCUGAAACACGUGGUGCGUUUGGAGCCCGAUGAUGUGGCCAAGCUCCACGCCCAGCUGGCCCUUGAAGAGCUGGAUGAGAUCAUGAGAAACUUCCUCUUCCCACCACAGAAGCUGGAGAAAAAGAUUAUGGUCCUGCCCUAGACCUGGCUCUAAGGACAUCAAGGAGGUAGAGGACCAAGAGCAGUGCCCAGUCCUUCCAGCAGGUGGCCCCACUGCCUCUUUGGUGCUGGCAAUAUGGCUGACCCUGGAUGGCUUUAUGUGUCUGGUCAUUUGUGCCUUCAGGCUGACCUUCCUAAAGCAUCUAUUUAGCAUCCUGCAUCCAGCCUGAAGCAUGUGUCAUUAGAAGACAAAAGAUUACAAAUCUCAUUUAUCUGCACAUUUUUCACUGGCCUAGAGCAUUUAGAGAAGGAAGUCUACUUGAUGGAAAUAUAUAUAUAUAUAUAUAUAUAUAUAUAUAUAUAUAUAUAUAUAUGUAUGUAUAUAUGUGUGUGUGUGUAUAUAUAUAUAUAUAUAUAUAUAUAUAUAUAUAUAUAUAAUUCGAUGGAAGUACAUUUUUAACACAACUGGUAGAAUUUGAUUAAUUGACCAUUCUCUUAUUGUGACUUGAACAGAAGAGGUUGACCACCCUCCUGAGUGGCACAUGUGUCAUAUAUCUUGACAUUCUUUCAUAGUGAGAUUGUUCUUCCUUGUGAUAAUGAGGAGCAGCCAGAGCUACUCAUCCUUGGCUACUCAAGAGGCUUAUCAGAGUAUAGAGAUGCAGUUGGAGGUAGGGAGGGGAAGGAAACUGUUAUCAAAACAUGCAAAAUGGAAUAAAAUUAUUUUGGCUGGAAAGAAUAAUAGGUCUGAAUCUGGUCUUCGGCUACUGGGAUGAAAAGCUGUGGCACUGAGGAGGAUUUGCACUCCAGAGAAGAGAGUCAAGCUUGUUGAAUCUUCCAGAGAUGAAGAGUAGCCCUGUGUUUGUCCUCCCGGGCCAUUUUCUUAGCUCCCCCUGCUGCUAUUUGCAUGAAAGGGCCCUGAUUAUAGAAGAGAGCCAUAAACAUCUCAGAUGAGAGAGUUUAUAUAUAGCAUUUGGUCGCUCUGCUCCUUCAGGAAGGAAUGCUUAGACAAUGGGUUAAUUAAAUGUGUGCUGGAAAGCGUGUAGCAUAUUGGUGACCUGAAGCAAGGUUUAUUGAAAUCCUAUCAGAUGUAGCACUGUGGGCUCCUCUUUAUUUAUGUAUUUCGGCCACUGAAUUUUGAUUGCAGCUAAAAGAGAAGAGAAAAA